This is a messenger RNA of Peromyscus leucopus (white-footed mouse), 2042 nucleotides long. RefSeq names its product spermatid-specific linker histone H1-like protein. Gene Ontology annotation, molecular function: DNA binding. The record is from RefSeq and is a predicted model, not a curated record. Gene Ontology annotation, cellular component: nucleosome. The transcript has a single exon. Bases 1442 to 1966 code for a protein of 174 amino acids. NCBI's taxonomy places the organism in Eukaryota, Metazoa, Chordata, Mammalia, Rodentia, Cricetidae. Gene Ontology annotation, biological process: nucleosome assembly.
AAAGCCCAAACCCUUUCUUUUUUCUUUUUGGUUUUGAGACAGGCUUUCAUGGAACCCAGAAUGGCCUUUGAGGGAGGCGAGGUGGAGAUGCUCCGGCCUCCACUCCUACGGUGCUGGGAUUACAGGCAUGGACCAACACACCCAGUUUAGUAAAGCAUUUUACCAGUUUCAUAUGGAAGACUGGUUAAUUUAAUAAAUCGAGGAAUUGCAUUUUACUCUGAAAAUUAUAUAAUCUCCUUUAAAAAGUAUGAUUCUAAUUCUUACGUUUAAAAUGUAUUGGAAGAGUUCAGGUGGUAAAGUGUUUGCCUAGCACGCAGGAAGCCCUGGGCUCAACCCCAGUGCCACACAAGCUGCAUGUGGUGGCACAUCCGUAAUUUCUAGCACUCAGGAAGGCGAAGGCAGGAGAAUCAGAAGUUCAAGGUUAUUUUCAGCUGUAUAUUGAGGCCAGCACUCUACCUCAAAAAAUAAACAAAUGUGGCCAGGCAUGGUGGCACACACCUUAAUCCCAGGACUCCGGAGGCAGAGGCAGGGGCAGGUGGAUCUCUGUGACUUUGAAUCCAACCUAGCACAUAUAGGGAACUCCUGCCCAUCAAGGGCUAUACAGUUUGAUCCUGUCAUGGCUAUCAGUGGUGGCACACACCUUUAAUCCCAGCACUCGGGAGGCAGAGGCAGGAGGAUCACUGGGAGUUCGAGGCAAGCAAGCCUGGUCUAUAGAGUAAGUUCCGGGACAGCCAAGAUUGUUACACAAAAUGUCUCAACCCCUACCCCCCAAAAAAGCUGACCCUGUCUCAAAAUAAUAAACACAAAAUAUUAGCAUUUUUCCACUCAGAGACACAAAGACACAAUGAGCAGAAGAUGAUGGCAAUUCAGGGGUGGAUUUAAAAGUGAGGGCUUGGGUUAGGGAGAUAGUUCAGUGAUGAGACACUUGCCUAGUGUGUGUGAAACCCUGGAUUCCAUACACAGCAUCACUAACUGACUAACUAAAGGUCCUGGAAUUGGUUCAGAAAUGUACAUGUCACAUAUGCACGGGCAUUCCCUGUGUGGGCUCACCCUGCUACACACCCUCCUCUGAAGGGCAUCUGGCCCAUCAGAUGUCCCCACUGUCUCAUGCCUCUGAGCUUCCCAAGAAGAGACAGUGGGUCUGCUAUGACCCCCACAGGAUUCUGCCCACCUCACAAUGGCCUCCUGAGGUCAUAGCGGAGAUAACUUCACCAGCCCCUGAGCCCACAGCACAAGUCUGCUGAGGCCAACCGUGGGUGAUCAUCCUCGGUCCUCCCUCUGGCCACCCAGGAGGUGUGGCCCAGACCCCUACAGAGGAGCCUCUGAGGGAAGCAGAAGCCAGAACACAGCUCGCCCACUACGGAGAGUAGCCCGGUGGAUACUUCCAGCCGCCACCCUGGAGGUCUUAGCAUCCAGUGCCCUGCAGUCAUCCCCGGGAGAGAUGCAGAGAGACACGUUGCUGGUGUCACCAUCUGCAGCCCCAAAUUCUGCGGCGGCUGUAGACCAAGAUGCCAGCACAUCAGACGACCCGAGCAAGAGAGAGACGGGGCCCUACACCUGUCCCCAAACCGUGCGGAAGCCCAGCAUGUCGAAGGUGAUUCUGAGGGCUGUGGCUGACAAGGGGUUGCACAGACGUGUGUCCCUUGCUGCCUUGAAGAAAGCUGUGAGCACCACAGGCUACAAUAUGGCCCACAACAGCUGGCGCUUCAAGCGUGCGGUCGAGAAUCUAGUGAAGAAAGGCAUGCUCAAGCAGGUAACUGGCAAGGGUGCCUCAGGCUCUUUCCGCCUGGGCAAGAAGCAAGCCUUCAAGUCCAAGCGCAAGGCCAAGAGACGCCAGCGGAGGCAGCAGAGGCAGAAGCCUAGGCAGCGCCGAUCUGGACCACGCCAGUCACUACUAGGCUCUGGAAAGAGCCAUAAAGGGCUUUUCAAGGGAGUUCGUAGGGGGGCCAGAGGCCGCCGCCAUUAAUAAGGCAGGUUAGGCGGGGUACCAGGCUUGCCACAAGCUCAGUGAGAUGGAAAUAAAAGCCCAACUUAUUUCACAA